CAGACACAGAUAUCGAAGCAGAGAAAAGCAAAAGCGAAUGCGAUUAAAAAAAAAUAUUCCCGUUCCCAUUCUCCACCCUCAACCUUGUGUUACCUCCGAUAGUAAUAACCAGCGUUCAUCCACAAAAUGUCUCGAAACGACGACGUAGUGGAACAGAACGCGGCCACCACCACCACCACGUCGUCGACCACUAUAAGAAACAGAGCAGACCCGUUCCUGGUAGCGUGCAGAUGCUUCAGCUUCCUCACCUCUCUCGCCGCCAUUCUCUGCAUCGCCGUCAAUGUCCUCUCCGCCGUCCGUUCCUUCAAACACGCAUCUGACAUUUUCGACGGCAUAUUCCGGUGCUACGCCGUUCUUAUAGCGGCUUUCGUGGUCCUCGCCGAGACCGAAUGGAGUUUCAUCAUAAAGUUCUCGAAGGUUUUGGAGUAUUGGGCUGCCAGGGGUAUGCUGCAGAUCUUUGCUGCAGUCAUGACAAGGGCAUUUCCUGGCUAUAUUGGGGACCGGAGGGACCUUUUUCUUCUACAGAGCAUAGCAAGUUAUUUGCUACUUGCCUGUGGUGUUGUUUAUGUUGUUUCAGGUAUCCUUUGCAUUGGUUUUCUUAAACGUGCCCGCCAGAAGCAAGAGAUUACAAGAGAGCAAGCCACCAAGGAUCUGGAGGAGUUGGAACGCCGCAGAGAGGAACUUGAACAACUACUCCUUGCUGAGAGAGUUUAAAACAUUUUGAACGUAGUGCUGAAAUUAAUCUGUAGUGAAGGUACACUUUAAUUUUCCUCCUGGGAAUUGGGAGUAAUAGAGGCAACAUAUUUGAAAUCGUCAAUCGAUGUGGCUCUGAAUAAAUGCACAUAGAGAAAUUUCAGUACGAUAUUCAAUUUCAGCAUCACCGCUGAGAGUAUAUUCCUUCAGAGAGUAUUAGUUGGGCCUUUUCUGUUUGUUCUUCUUUGAUGCAUUCCUGUUUUGAGAAAAUUUUGUGAGGCCUUCUCUGAAUGCUCCAAGAUAUACCCCAUUUGUAACCAAAAUGCUUGAUGAGGCCUGUGAUUGCCACUACAAAUCAUGUUACAUAUAUAUAAUAAAUUGAUAAUUCUUCUUCCGACCAAA
Messenger RNA from Glycine soja, 1095 nucleotides. RefSeq lists its product as uncharacterized. The transcript has 7 exons. Lineage: Eukaryota; Viridiplantae; Streptophyta; Magnoliopsida; Fabales; Fabaceae. Bases 127 to 714 code for a protein of 195 amino acids. The record is from RefSeq and is a predicted model, not a curated record.